Messenger RNA from Syzygium oleosum, 1973 nucleotides. Its product is annotated as UPF0051 protein ABCI8, chloroplastic. Gene Ontology annotation, biological process: iron-sulfur cluster assembly. Lineage: Eukaryota; Viridiplantae; Streptophyta; Magnoliopsida; Myrtales; Myrtaceae. The record is from RefSeq and is a predicted model, not a curated record. The transcript is spliced from 2 exons. Bases 50 to 1783 code for a protein of 577 amino acids.
UCACUUUCGUCUCCUUCCUCGCCUUCUCUCUCAGCCACAACCACCCACCAUGGCGUCCCUGCUCGCCAACGGCAUCUCCUCCCGCUUCGCCGCCGCCGCCGCCCCCCCGCCGCAGCCCUCCGACCCGCCAAGAUUCGCCAAAGGGUACGCCGCCGCCGGCCUCCUCCUCCGGCACCCGUCCCCGAGGCCGUCGACGGCCGGUCGGCGGCGGCGCCGCGGCGGCGGCGGCUGCUUCCGGGUCCGAGCCGACGUGGGCUACGAGACGACGAGGCGGCCCGACUCAGGUAACCCCCCCUCCACCUCCGCCACCGCCACCGCCACCGCCACCGCCUCCAGCUACGACGAGAAAAUCGCCCAGAUCCUGAGCUUCAACGAUUACAACAAGAAGUACGGGUUCAACGUGGACAUAGACUCGUUCUCCAUCCCCAAGGGGCUGUCCAGGGAGACCGUGCGCCUGAUCUCCGAGCUCAAGGGGGAGCCCGAAUGGAUGCUCGAGUUCAGGCUGAGCGCCUACGACAGGUUCUUGAAGAUGAAGGAGCCCAAGUGGUCGGACAACGCGUACCCGACCAUAAACUUCCAGGACAUGUGUUACUACUCGGCACCCAAGAAGAAACCCACCUUGAACAGCCUGGACGAGGCCGACCCGGAAUUGGUCAAGUACUUCGACAGGUUGGGUAUCCCUCUGAACGAGAGGAACCGGCUCGCGAACGUCGCGGUCGACGCGGUUCUCGACAGCGUCUCCAUCGCGACCACGCACAGGGAGACGCUGAAGAAGGCCGGCGUGAUCUUCUGUUCGAUAUCCGAGGCGAUUAAGGAAUACCCGGAUCUUGUCAGGAAGUAUCUGGGGAAGGUCGUGCCUAGCGAGGAUAACUUCUAUGCUGCUCUGAAUGCUGCGGUGUUUAGUGAUGGGUCGUUUUGUUACAUACCGAAGGACACGAAGUGCCCGAUGCAGAUUUCGACUUAUUUCAGGAUAAACGCGAUGGAGACCGGGCAAUUCGAGAGGACCCUGAUAGUGGCGGAAGACCGGAGUUUUGUGGAAUAUCUGGAGGGGUGCACCGCGCCGUCUUAUGAUCGGAAUCAGCUACACGCCGCCGUGGUGGAGUUGUAUUGUGCCGAGGGCGCGGAGAUCAAGUACUCCACGGUGCAGAACUGGUACGCCGGGGAUGAGGAAGGGAAUGGAGGGAUCUACAAUUUUGUCACAAAGAGGGGCCUUUGCGCAGGAAAUCGCUCGAAGAUAUCUUGGACGCAGGUGGAGACGGGGUCUGCCAUUACUUGGAAGUACCCAAGUGUAGUUUUGGAGGGUGAUGAUACUGUGGGUGAGUUCUAUUCUGUAGCAUUGACUAAUAAUCAUCAGCAGGCAGAUACAGGAACAAAGAUGAUACACAAGGGGAAGAAUACCAGGAGUAGAAUUAUUUCGAAGGGUAUUUCGACUGGAUUCUCGAGAAAUUGCUAUAGGGGGCUUGUUCAGGUCCAGUCGAAGGCGGAAAAUGCUCGAAAUUCUUCGCAAUGUGAUUCCAUGCUUAUUGGUGACAAAGCUGCUGCCAACACCUAUCCGUAUAUCCAGGUUAAAAAUCCCACGGCUCGCAUCGAGCAUGAGGCGAGUACCUCGAAGAUUGGCGAGGACCAGCUAUUCUUCUUCCAGCAGAGGGGAAUCGACUACGAGAAAGCCAUGGCCGCCAUGAUCUCCGGGUUCUGCCGCGACGUGUUCAACGAGCUCCCCGAUGAGUUCGGUGCCGAGGUGCACCAACUCAUGAGCUUGAAGCUUGAGGGAUCGGUGGGUUAGGCGGUGGCAAAGUUCUUGUCUUGUAAAUUUUGGCUGUAACUGUUACUUACAUAUAGACUGUGCAUGUAAAAGUCACCUAUGUGAUCCUCUGUGAGCUUCUGGCAAGCUUCUUUGAACAAGGGUUAAUAAUGUAAAUGCACCAUCUAAGGAGCACUGUCACCAUAAUUUUGAAUCAAAAUGGUUUUCCAAA